Messenger RNA from Suillus clintonianus, 555 nucleotides. RefSeq lists its product as uncharacterized. The transcript is spliced from 2 exons. Bases 1 to 405 code for a protein of 134 amino acids. The record is from RefSeq and is a predicted model, not a curated record. Lineage: Eukaryota; Fungi; Basidiomycota; Agaricomycetes; Boletales; Suillaceae.
AUGCAGCUUUCUGUGCUCUUUACCGCGCUUAUAUCUUUUGUCGUUCUCGCUGCAGCGUCACCCACGCCAAGAGCCAUCUCGAUUGAGGAACUCUCCUCUAAACGAGAGGAAUCUGACACCAAGUUAUUGGAGUACCGCGUGCGCGAGGAAUUGGGGACCUCUUGGGAUUCUUUCGAGGAACCAACAAAGGAAUUAGGGACCUCUUGGGAUUCUUUCGAGGAACGAGCGGAGGAUUUGGGGACUGGUUGGGAUUCUUUCGAGGAACGAGCGGAGGAUUUGGGGACUGGUUGGGAUUCUUUCGAGGAACCAGCAAAGGAAUUAGGGACCUCUUGGGAUUCUUUCGAGGAACGGGCGGAGGAUUUGGGGACCGCUUGGGAUUCUUUCGAGGAACGAGCAGAGAAAUAGAGUAAGGUCUUCGAGCGAAUCAAAGGCGCGGGCAAGAGGUCUGCGAUGUUAAGGGCUCCGAAUACUAGGUCGUUGAAUUUUUGACUGUAGUAGUAGUACUAGUACAUACUAUACGGUGACUAUGAUAUGUAACGGCGCAACACUACCAAG